AUGACAAACAGCAAGGCUCCAGAAUCCUUUGAGGAUGUUGCUGUUACUUUCUCAGCAGAGGAGAUGAAGAUGUUAACAAAACAAGAGAAGGAGCUUCAUAAGGAAGUGAUGUUAGAGAACUAUGAAACCUUAGUUUCAGUAGGCAAAACAAACCGAACCUUGACAGAAAGAGUAAGAAAGCAUAUUUAUGCCAUUAACCGUGAAGAUGAGACCAAUGCACUGGCAAAACAUGUGUUGGAUCAUGACUUUAGUCAUAAGUUUAGAUUCAUGGUGCUUGAGUUGGUUAAAAAUAGUAAUAGACUAGGAAACAUUAAAAAUUACACAGAGAAGGAAGAGAUAAAAUGGACAAUUAGGAUGCAGUCAGACAAAGGCAAUAGGGGCAGAGAAUGGAGCAUUUGCUGGAAUAAGCAGCCAUCACUUGGAGUAUCUCUAUUACAUUAUCCUACAGAGAACCUGCAGCACUCUAUUCAAACUCUGAAAAGCUCCAAUAAGCCUCCUUUUAUACCUGUAGCACAGCUUCAUUCAGGAUACACCUGUAAGAUGAACUUUGAAUGUGACCAAAGUUCUAUAGUACAGCAGAUUCCAUUAGUACAUCUGAGAGCUCACAAAGAAAAGAAGCCAUAUAAAUGUCCUGAGUGCAAUAAGUGUUUCAAGCAAAGGACUCCUCUAGUACAACUUAAAAUGACUCACAGUGGUGAGAGACCAUAUAAAUGUACUGAAUGUAAUAAGUGUUUCAGACAAAAGACUGCUCUAAUACAACAUGAAAGGACUCACACUGGGGCCAGACCAUAUAAAUGUCCUGAAUGCAGUAAGUGUUUCAGACAAAGUAGUGCUCUGGUACAGCAUGAAAGGACACACAUGGGGGUGAGACCAUAUAAAUGUCCUGAAUGCAAUAAGUGUUUCAGACAAAUCAGUACUCUAGUAAAACAUGAAAGGACUCACAUGGGGGGGGAGAGAGAGAGACCAUAUACAUGUCCUGAAUGCAGUAAGGGUUUCACAACAGCUAGUCACCUUAGAAAUCAUCUAUCAGUUCACAGUGGGGAGAAACCAUAUAAAUGUCCUGAAUGCAAUAAGUGUUUCAGACAAAGGGGGUCUCUAGUAAUACAUGAAAGGACUCACAUGGGGGAGAGACCAUAUAAAUGUCUUGAAUGCAGUAAGUGUUUCAGACAAAAGACUGCUCUAGUACAACAUGAAAGGACUCACACGGGGGCCAGACCAUAUAAAUGUCCUGAAUGCAGCAAGGGUUUCACAACAACUACUGCCCUUAGAAUUCAUUUGUCAGUUCACAGUGGGGAGAGACAGUAUAAAUGUUCUGAAUGCAGUAAGGGAUUUGCAACAAAUGGCAUCCUUAGAACUCAUCUGUCAGUUCACAGUGGGGAGAAACCAUAUAAAUGUCCUGAAUGCAAUAAGUGUUUCAGAUUAAGAUGGGCUCUAGUAAUACAUGAAAGGACUCACACUGGGGAGAGACCAUAUAAAUGUCCUGAAUGUAGCAAGGAUUUCACAACAAAUAGCAACCUUAGAACUCAUCUGUCAGUUCACAGUGGGGAGAGACCAUAUAAAUGUCUUGAAUGCAGUAAGGGAUUCACAACAUCUAGCAACCUUAGAACUCAUCGAAUUCAUUUGUCAGUUCACAGUGGGGAGAGACCAUAUAAAUGUCCUGAAUGCAGUAAGGGAUUCACAACAAGUAGCAUCCUUAGAACUCAUCUGUCAGUUCACAGUGGGGAGAAACCAUAUAAAUGUCCAGAAUGCAAUAAGUGUUUCAGAUUAAGAUGGGAUCUAGUAAUACAUGAAAGGACUCACACCGGGGUGAGUCCUGAAUGUAGCAAGGAUUUCACAACAACUAGCAACCUUAGAACUCAUCUGUCAGUUCACAGUGGGGAGAAACCAUGUAAAGCUCCUGAAUGCAAUGUGUUUCAAAGGGGGGAUUUUGUAAUACAUGAAAGGACUCACAUGAAGGAGAGACCAUAG
Messenger RNA from Protopterus annectens (West African lungfish), 1968 nucleotides. RefSeq names its product zinc finger protein 160-like. Gene Ontology annotation, biological process: regulation of DNA-templated transcription. The record is from RefSeq and is a predicted model, not a curated record. Lineage: Eukaryota; Metazoa; Chordata; Ceratodontiformes; Protopteridae.